Molecule: messenger RNA, 2010 nt
Organism: Fusarium musae
Lineage: Eukaryota; Fungi; Ascomycota; Sordariomycetes; Hypocreales; Nectriaceae
Exons: 2
Coding region: 1-2010 (669 amino acids)
Biological process (GO): DNA-templated transcription; regulation of DNA-templated transcription
Molecular function (GO): DNA-binding transcription factor activity, RNA polymerase II-specific; zinc ion binding; DNA binding
Source: RefSeq, a predicted model, not a curated record
AUGUCAACGGCACCAAAACCAGCAAUGACAACCGCCGUCAAGAGGGCCUGCGAUGGCUGCCAUCGUCGCAAGGUCAAGUGUGAUAGUGGCAUGACCUGUCGCAACUGUGCAACUGCUGGCAUCGAAUGCACAUAUCUCGCUAUUCCUCAGAAGAAGGGUCCCAAAGGCUCUCGCGCAAAAGUUAUCACCGAAUUGAGAGACAGCCAACGCCAGGCCAGUCUCGCUGCCAAGGUGCAAAACAGACUCAAUGGACAGCCCCCUGACUAUACCAUUCCUGCUCUCAACCCUACAGCUGGCAUGUUGUCCAACGAUCUGAUCAAGGCUUGUGUCAGUUACUAUUUCGAAAAUGCUUACUCGACAUUGCCUUUCCUCGACCGAAACCAAAUCGAAAACUUGAUGCAAAAUAUGGAAAGCGCCCGUGACAGGUACUGUCUGUUUGCAGCUCUCUGCGCAUAUGUAGUACUUCAGCCCGGUAUGAUCCUGCCAACUGCAUCGGCAGAAGAGUCCUUCAGCCUCCAGAACCAUCCCGGCGCCAACAUCGUCGCAAGCACUUUGCUUCUCGAGGAGUGCCUACGCGUUCGAAAGAGCUUCGAUUACUUUGAGACACCAAACUCCAACAUUAUGGUCACAAACGUCUUCAUCUACUCCUGUAUCAAGAUAAUGGAGGGUCCAGACAGAGCGUGGUACUACCUCCGAGAGGCCACAACUAUGGCUCUACUUGCAGGCAUGGACAAGGAAGAAAACUACGCCCAGUUCACUCCAACUGAGGCUGUCCGAAGACGUCGACUUUUCUGGUUCUUGCUCGCCACCGAGCGCGUCUACUUUUUCGCCCGUCGUCGGCCCUUGUCUCUUUAUGCGACAAUCGCACCUAGCCAGAUGCACGACGAUGCCAACGAUGCCGCGUAUCCCGAGCUUAACACCUUUUUCAACAUGUGCAACGUCUUCCGACCUAUGGACGAGUCUUUCCUGGCCGCUUGGAGAAAGGGCUGCGACUUUCUCGAUUGCCAUCAAAUCAGUAGUCUCAAGAAUCACCUCAAGGAAUGGAAAGCCACGAACGCCUUUCACCCCGAAAAUGCCUAUUUGGCCACUCAACAAUUUCUCAACAAUGCAAUUUGGCAGCUUAACAACACCCAAGAUCAGUACCACAGUGAUCUGGCACGGCAAAUGACCGGCAAGAUGGCUUCUUCUUUUGCGGGCCAGCCACUUGAGCUUGCAAAGUCCUGCUUGUUCCCCAAGCUAUUUGAGAUCUGUCUUAACCUGACUGCCUAUCUGGGCAGCAUGACCCCGGAUCGACACCCUAUGACCUUGGGCCCUCACCAGUGGCUCGAAAGUCUCCUCGUUUCUCUCCACCCUGCCCGAAACGGUGAAUUUGCAUUCACUCCUCUGUUGUUGGCCAAGGUCAACGAGAUUCUUCCACGUCUGGCCGACCCACUGCUGCGAAACGCCCCAACGAACAGCUCUUUGCCAAUGUCAGUUGAUAUUUUCGACGGCUUUGGUAAUGCCGGUAUGGCCAGCAUGCCACAAAUGAACGAUUACAACCAAGGCAUGGUCGUUGACGAGAAUGAGAGCAAGUACGAUUUGAGUGGCAGUAGUCCUGACACAAUCCCCAACUCCAAUUACUCGAAUGGCACGCCCCCUGGUACACAGCCAGGUGGUGAUAUCGCCUCGGCAUUUGUCGGCUCACCUGCUAAUGUCAUGUCCCCUGGCAUCGACUACAAUGUCGGUAACGUGGGCAUGGGCGGCUUUGACAUGUCUGAAAUGGGCAUGAGUUCAUUCACAGCCUCUCAACCCAAUCCAUUGAGCAACAUACAACAUCAGCAACGUCUUGGAAGUCAACCCCCCUUGCAGGGCAUACAGAACCAGAAUGUCAACGCUUCAUCCAUAAACCCAACAAUAGAGCAGAUAUACGGUAUACAACAACCACAGCGGCAGAAUAGCUAUCAGAUGCAAAACCAACCCCCCUUGUCGCAAAUGGGGUCAAUGUCUGACAUGGACUUUUCAAUGCGAUAA